Panicum virgatum (switchgrass) is the source of this 4636-nucleotide messenger RNA. RefSeq lists its product as uncharacterized. Bases 3686 to 4243 code for a protein of 185 amino acids. The record is from RefSeq and is a predicted model, not a curated record. The transcript has a single exon. Lineage: Eukaryota; Viridiplantae; Streptophyta; Magnoliopsida; Poales; Poaceae.
AACAUAAUACUGUUACUUGUGAUAUCAUGGCAACUAAAUAAUUAUGAAAAUAAUAGCGAACACCAAAACAGCUUAAACAAGGAGAAUAAUGUCCUCAAUUGUUGGAGCUAAGAACAAAAUUUAUGACUUUUUCUUAAUGAACCUUGUGGAUUAGGUAUUGAUCUCAUCUUUUCAAAAAAGAAAAGGAAAAAGGGCAUCUCAGUGUUUUUUUCCUAGUUUUAUUUCACAUGAUUUCUGCUGUCUUUCUUUUGCUUAAGCAAAGCAAAGAGGGGCCUUGAGCCUCAGGUUGGCCUUUGUCCAAUAAAAUUGGCCUACCGGAGGAUAAUUGAGACAUUUUAUUGGCUCCUCGACUCUAAUACAACAAGUCCUCAUCAAGAAACAUAAUAUGAAGAAAAGAGCAAUUAAGAUCAGGAAGCAUGUCCUUGUUUGUUCUCUCUUCCAUGUCUCAUCCUGAAAUGGAGUCGGUAGCUCUGGUGAAUGAUGAUGCCAAGUCAAACAUUAUUGAGAGCCCACCUUGUUUUCUCUCAAGCUUUGUGCAAGUGGAAUCAUGGAGAGAGGUGGAAAGUAUGCCGGAUACUAGAUUGUCUUCUCUUUCAAUGUUCCCAAGAAGCAGAAUCUUUUUGUGGCGUGGAAUCUUUGAAAGCUCAUUUCAUUCUACCUUGAAGUGAAUUUCUUUUUGACAUCAAGUAUUUACCAUGCCAAUAAUUUUUUUUGGCAGGCGUUGGGUCACUGUAAACAUUUUAAAUCUAUUUUAUCUUUCAAAGAACUAACUUUACAUUUUUCCGACAACAGUGAUGUUGAUACAACUUGCAGGCUAAUCUUACCUGCAAAGUUCAUUUAAAGUAAUGCAGCUUAAAUAGUGGAGGCCAUACAUCUGCUCACUAACCUUAUGAGACCAAUAGCUGUAGGUAAGGUGGUUAAGCAUGUGCAUGAUGUCUGAAAUAGCUGUACCACAGACUCACUGAUAACUUUGCGCCAUAUCUUUCUUCCCUUCUCACAUUUCUUGGAACCUUCCAAUUGUUUUUUAUUUCAUGUGAUUUUUAUUGCUGUAAGUCAUAGCCAACGAGUGCCUUUAACUUUAUUGCUGUAAUCCUAUUUGGUGACUAGAAUAUUGCUAAGAUCUUCUCAAAUAUAUCUUUUUUCUCAAAGAUCAGAAUUGACCCGGCAAGCUUGAGCUAUUCUAAUUUGUUUCUGGGCAAAAAACAUGUUCUCAUGAAAUGCAGCAUUUGUUUGUUCUGUAAAAGUCAUUGCCUGUCAGUCUUUUGGAUACAUAUUUUGAGAAACUUCCCAAUUAUUGCUUGCUGACAGUAAUACAUGUUAAACAUAAAAAUUCAUACGAGCAAUCACAUUUAUUUGCUAUUUAGACUUUAAAGGUGUAGGCAAUUCCUAAAAACUCUAUACUUUUUUCCCUUCUUAUACAUAAUUUGCAUGUUCAUAUAGCAUAAACCUAAAAAAUAUAUAAGGCUUAUGGCCUUUCCCCCACGAGUUAUGCCUCAUAUGGAAAAUAGGUUCCGUUUUGUGAAACAAGAGCAGUAGAAUUUCUAAGAAGCUUGUGACAUCUUUAUAAGGAAUCUCUUUUGGUGGAGAACAUCUUUGCCUUGGAUUGGAAAAGGAUAGCUUCGUUCAUUCAUAGAGAGUGAGUAAGCCUAAUAUACAGUAAACCUUAAAUGAAUAGACAGUAGAAAAAAUUGUGUCGAUGACCAAGAAAGGACCAAUAGAAUCAUCCAUCCAUGACCCAUGCAGGCAUGCUUAUCACAAGUUAUGCCUUUGGUUGCUGACUUCACAAUCCAGACCAUAUAAUAGUAAAGCUAUGAUGCAACCACUGGUAAUGAAACCCUUUUUAUCAACAAUUCUUAUUUUCUCUGCUCAAUUAUUAUCCUAAAGCAUAUUCUGUUGGUCUGAGCCAUAAUUCUACAGCCCUCCUUAUCUUUUCAAUGCAUGUCACAUUUUCGUGACGGGCAAUUUGCAGAGACACAGAAACUUUUGUGAUUGCCUUGCCCAAGGUUGACAAGUUCUACACUCUACUCAAUUGGUAGGCUCCUCAGUUGAUUUGCUAAAGAGAGGAGCUGGGUCCUUGGGAGAGGAUAAUGGCCACUAUGCACUAGGUUUUGUUGGAUUGGACAUACUAGGCCGAGUUUGACCUCAUCGUUCCUUAGUCCUUAAGUCUUCGGCUAGUUGAUGUAGCAAUGGUUCCUCGGUUGAUGAAUCUGUUUUUGAGUAUUGAUAUCAUUUGCUGAUGCAACGAUAAUUUAAGAGUUAUUCUUAAAAUUCUGAGAAUAUAUGGAUUUCAGGAUGAAGCUUAAUUCUGACGUUACAUUAGUUUGAAAGAGGGGAAAAGAUGGAACUUUGUGAUGCUGAAAGUCUAUGGUUCAGAUCUCCCCAGUGCACACACAUAUGUGGUAGGAACUUUUAAUGUGUAGAGUGUUGUGUGUUAAUCUUGACUUCUUAAUCCUUAGACUGUUAUACUCGAUCAAAGGUACCACCCUUUUGUUGAACCUUACAGUCAAAGGAAUCUAGGCAUUGCACCUUUGAACUUGGUACUGCAAUUUAUUUUUGUUGCAAAUUGCCUGAAGAGUAGGUACAAACCUUCUGGAUUCAAGUUCCAGAUUGCCAUACCAUUCUAAGAGCAAACAGAUGUGUCAGUCCAUCAUACUGUUGAGCACCUGCUCAUGUCCACUUCAGCUUCCGACACAAAGACAUAUUUAACAGAAUCCAAACUGAUUACUGGUGCACUUGCACUGACUACCGCGAGAAUGCAAAGCCAAACGUGCUUCAUUAUAUAACACAUGCACGCACGCACGCACCAUGAUUUUUGUUCUCAUAGUGAAUCCACCAUAUGUGCUCUUCCUCUUGAUGUAAUACAUGCUCAGGUAUGGGCGCGAAAAAAAAAUCCACCAUAUUUCCAUAAUUUUGAGGCGCCUAAAUAACAUUGAUAUUCUUGUCAUGUGUUUUUUUAGAAAAAAAGAAAGAAAAAUAGAACCAGCCGCAAAAGAUUGUCAAUGCUUGGUUUGCUGUCAAGUACCACCAAUUGCUACACUAAGACGUAAUACAUGGCAUUGCUUUGGUUUGGGCACAGUUUAUAGCUAUAGAUUUGAAGAUGAGCUGUUUGCUGCCAAAACAAGAUAGACAGGUCACAAAUAUGUAGCCGCCCAAACACGAAGUCACUGAGGCUGCCAAAUGGAAUCCAUUGCCCACUCAGGCAUCCAAAUUCCAAAUGGGAGACCAUGCAUCAAGUCAAGGAUCAGGAUCAUAAGAGCAAAGGGACCCAAAGCAAAAAAAAAAAAAAGGUAUUUGAGGUAAAAAGCAGCCACAGUACCUUUUUUUCUGACAACCAGCUGCCCCCACCCACAACACACAAAGCACUACCAAAUCCCAGAUGCCCCUUGCAAAAGCAGCAUGUGUCUGCAAUUGCAUCUCUUCUCUACCACCAAUGGCAGAUCUGUGUCUUGUUCCUCUCACAGUUAUAUGAGCCAUCUUGCCUGGGCGCUGCACAUCUCCUGACUUUCCAUGGCCUACCAUCCCCUCCUCCACAUAUAAAACCCUCUCACCCCCUUCAUCCCAUCUCAUUGUAGCCUCUAGAACCCCUGAAGUCUUUCUCUGUACAUACAUUCUUGUGAAGAUCCCGUGUAUCGAGUAGUUCCUGGGCUGUUUGUCGCAAGAACCCAAUUGCUCAACUGGUGUCCAAAUGGAUCCCAUUAGCAUAGAGAAGAUCAGGGCCAUGAACAAGUUUAGCAAGAGCAGGAGGCAGCAGAAGCUUCCUACUCUUUCAAUCUAUGUGGUGGCCACCUCUUUCAUCUGCCUGCUGCUCACUAGACCUGCUUGGUUCCCUAGCCUGUGCUCACUCCUCAGCUUCUUCAUCCUCACCACCCUCCCUAACUUGGUCACAGCCUUCCUGCUCAGCCCCAAGUGCCUCUUCGUCAUCGGCAACCUCAUCGUCGCCUUCCUGGUUGGUGAAUCUAGGCUGGCACCUAGGAGGGACGACGAUCAGCCUUCCUUGGUGAAUGAGAUACAUGAGGAGCACGUGAAGAGGAACAUGGCAAUGGUCACAAAGGCAACAACCGAAGCGGUGGUGGUGGCUGACCACAGCGCUUCUGUAGGAGUGGUGGGGCUGGGGGAGGAAGUGGAGGUUAAGGAAGACGAAGGGGAAGAGGAGGAGCUGCACAAGAGAGUGGAGGACUUCAUUGCAAGGGUGAAGAAGCAAAGGAAGCUGGAGGCCAAGAGCUUCUUCGAUGUUGAUCGAUAACUGUCUGGAAAGAUGCAAACUAAAUCAAAGAUUACAUCCAAAAAGAUCUGUAAGGCUUUGUGCUGCUAUCCUUGAUCAUGUCUUGUUAUGUUAGUUGUCAAAGGUAAGGAGGAGGUCAGGAGAUGAACCCAUUCCACCGUAGGAGUUACAGUGUCACUGAGGUGUAACCGUGGCAAGUAUUAGGGAAAGGAGACAUGGAAUGUGUGUGAUCUUUGAGAAAAGUACAAAAGAAGAAAAGUGAUGCAUGGUGUGUUUCUCUUAUCUUGCGUUGUGUCAAGACUCGAUUGGCAUGCUGCCAUCAUGAUGAUUAUAGCACUUCUGUACUGGGGAACAAAGAGAUUCUGUACUCUCAACCUGAUGUUUAUAAAGUUGUCGGGUAACUGAUUACCACAA